This is a messenger RNA of Scomber japonicus (chub mackerel), 2451 nucleotides long. It is a transcript of the gene gnmt, whose product is annotated as glycine N-methyltransferase. The record is from RefSeq and is a predicted model, not a curated record. The coding region runs from base 105 to 992 and encodes 295 amino acids. NCBI's taxonomy places the organism in Eukaryota, Metazoa, Chordata, Actinopteri, Scombriformes, Scombridae. Gene Ontology annotation, molecular function: S-adenosyl-L-methionine binding; identical protein binding; glycine binding. Gene Ontology annotation, cellular component: cytosol. Gene Ontology annotation, biological process: one-carbon metabolic process; S-adenosylmethionine metabolic process; regulation of gluconeogenesis. The transcript has 6 exons.
GAAUUUGUUGGCUAGCAUGUGAGAGAGAAUCCCUGUUAUAUAAGUAGACCGUUUUCAUACAUUCAAGUCAGCUGAAUACUCUCGCAGAUUGAAGCAACAGCAGCAUGUCGGUCGACAGCGUGUUUAGGACCCGCUCCCUCGGUGUGGCCGCCGAGGGUCUUCCUGACCAGUAUGCCGACGGCAAAGCAGCGAAAGUCUGGCAGCUGUACAUCGGAGACACGCAGAGUAGGACGCUGGAGUACAAGAGCUGGGUGGUGUCUUUGCUGAAAGAGCAUGGGGUGCGGAGAGUGCUGGAUGUAGCCUGCGGAACAGGAGUCGACUCCAUUAUGUUGCUCGAGGAGGGCUUCAAUGUGGUGAGUGUGGAUGCCAGCGACAAAAUGCUCAAGUAUGCACUGAAGUCGAGAUGGGACAGAAGAAAAGAAAAAGCUUUCGACCAGUGGGUAAUUGAAGAGGCCAACUGGCUGAUGUUACAAGACGACAUUCAAAAACCAGGCGAUGGCUUUGAUGCUGUUAUCUGCCUGGGCAACUCAUUCGCUCAUUUACCAGAUUUUAAAGGGGACCAGAGUGAACAGAAGUUGGCCCUUCACAACAUUGCCAGUAUGGUGAGACCAGGUGGUAUCCUCAUCAUUGACCACCGCAACUACGACUACAUUUUGGAGACCGGGAAAGCACCACAAGGCAAAAAUAUUUACUACAAGAGCGAUCUAACUCAGGACAUCUCCACCUCAGUGCUGUGGGUCAACAGUAAACCUCAUAUGAUCACACUGGACUACACCAUCACUGUGCCUGAGGCUGCCCUCCAAAAUCUUCCUGAAAUCAGUAAAUUCCGUCUGUCCUACUACCCUCACUGUCUGGAGAGCUUCAAAGGUUUGCUGAAAGGGGCCUUCAACGGUAAAGUGGAGCACAGCGUCUACGGAGAUUUCCAGACGUACAUCCCGGGUCAGUCCCAAGCCCCGUGCUACUUCAUCCACGUCUGUAAGAAGACAGCCUAAGAGCCCUACCCAUCAGCUCUGCCCUGUUUAAGUCCCAACAUGCUCCUACAAUCCUCCAGAUUUGAGCAAAAUUAAAUUAGAAUAUGUUUUCGACAUAUAUCAUCUCAUAUUUCUUGUAAAAAUAGAGUUUUUUGACAAAUAAUGGAAAGUAAUACACAAUGUUUGGUCACUUAGGACCGGUUAAGUCAAGAACACAUAGACUCUAAAAUCAUCCAUGUGUCCCUGAUAGAUUGUUGACUGCAGUGUCCCAUGUUAAUACUUGAGCAUACAUAAGAUCUGCCUUUACUUUUUUAUGGCCUUAAAAGUUGUUAUUCAUACAACUUGGCUUUCAUUUUCUCUCAUUUCAUACAAAAAAACACAUGUAUGCUAAAAUGCUUGAGCUACUAAGUCUUUGCCUCUACUAGGAACAACUGGAUGAUUUUGAUCUAUGUGCUCUGAUAGCAUCAGUGGAGUUAAACACAGCUAGUCCUUCGAACUUUCAAAUAGAUCAAUAGUCUUAAUAGGAAGAGCGUAGGUUACAAAAUAACACCUACAAAGUGUUCUUCAUUUCUUAAAAACAGAUUCACUUAAACUGUACUGGACCAUUGUUUUGCCCAUGUCUAGCAUCUACCCAAUAUGCUGCUUUUGUAUUACAUUUUCUUCAGUUUCUGUUCACCCAGCUUCUUCCCUCCCUGAACUUUAGUAUCCAAAAUGAACAUGUUUCAAAAUGGUGCUGCACACCGGUGAUAUUCCUCACGAGGGGAAUAUUUGUCCAUCGCCAGUUAUGUAAAGAGAUGUAUUCAUAGACAAUUCUAUUUUGUACGUUUACCACAAUGGUCUUAAAUGCACAGAUGAAGCUUCUGUGUCUUUGAUUAUGGUAGCCUUUCUUCUUUCAUGUGUUGUUGAACUGGAAAAGAAAGAAAAGAGCUGAUCUCAUUUUGGCCUUCUGCCUUUCUUAACCAUCAGAGAAAUCUUUGACAGGCACAGCAUGAUGACAGUUUCACUGUGUUAGUUUCACUUAUAUGAGCACCCCCACAAUCAAGUGUCAUUUCCUUAACUGUCAUCUUGCACAAUCAUUAACAUCACUUUAAGUAGGACCAAAAACAGCUAGUAAGGCUUGUGAAUCACCACCUAGGCCUGUUAGUUUUAGUUUAACCUGCUUGGAGUGUCACACAAGGUACAACAGGAAUUGCUUACCUGUCAAGCAAUCUGUGAAGACAACAAGGAGUUCAAUCAUAGGAAUGAUUGGGAAUUCUCUACCGUUGAUUGCUCUUUACCAUCUUACCAAAUGCCUCUCUAGGUCCAGAUCUGACAUCUGACCUCUCUGACGCAGGCACAAAGAAAAAAUUAUGUUUUCUCUUGAGAGAAUGGCUCAAGACUUCUCAUAUUUGAAAAUAAUUUGCCUUUAUUUUAGCAAUUAAGACUUUGUUUCACUUUGUUUUCUCUUACUGUGUGGUACAAUAAAGUUGACUGUAUUUGA